GCGGACACCGCCUUCUGUCGUAGCCUGUGACAGCUGAGCAGCUGUUAGAGUGGUCAGAAGCAAACCAGGUACCGAACGACGAAGAGGUAGUGCAGGUCUCUCCUCGAAGGUGUAUGUAUGGAAGUGACUCAUUAUUGAUGUUCGUGAUAAGUCGAUCUCGUUCGGAUCGUUUCCGGGUGUAUGUUUUUUUACGGGCGAACGAUUGUACCUCAAGUCUACAGUGUUUGUGAACUGCAGCAACUUUUCUUCAAACCAUCCACUUGAAUUAUCUGGUUUGGAUAUAAAAGAAAUUACUGAUGAAAAGUUGUUGUGACAACUAAAUUUAUUAGGAUUCCAUGGCUAAUAAGACUGGCGAGUCCUUUACGAUAGCAGUGCACUUAUAGAAAGUUAUUAGUCGGACGACGACCACUUUUGGCGCAGAUUCAAGCAAUGAAAUAGUACCCAACUUUUUACGAGAUGACAGAUAGGCCUAGAAGUGUGCAAAGUGGGGACUUCGUCAAAACCUCGGAAUUCCUGCCCAAAGGUACCGUUAUUUACAAGGACUUCUUGCCGUCAGUGGACCCCGACCAUACUACUUGCUGCUCUAAGAGCUACGUUUCCUUCAGCGAAAUUGUGCAGGAAGCAAACGAAUGGUUAGGUAAACAAGAGAAUUAUGAAGUCGUCAAUUGCGAGAGUAUCAUCUUGCCUCAGUCCAGCGAAGGCGACCCUGUUGUUCCUGAUUCGUGGCCAAUAUCCAGACAUCUUAGAGGUCUGAGAGUGUGGAUAAAAGCGAACAUGGGCGAUGAAACUCAAAACGAGUUGCAGCAGAAACUGAAAUUCCGAUACCUCAUAAGUUACCGUGACUUUAGUCCUAUCUUCGACAGGAAGAGUAUGUUCAAUAGCAAAUACGAAGAUGCAAGUGUUUUAUUAGAGCGUAUAAACAAUUACUUAGCCGAUAGGUCGACAGCAGCUCGAGUCAUCAGCCUUCAGACUUUGGACACGCCAAUGGUUGGCUUGCUGGACUUGGAUGUCGAUACGGAGAAAUCUCGAAUCUCCUUUUCCCAGCAUGGCUUUACAAGGUUUUGUCGGUCACUACGCCUGUUUUCUGUUACAAAAUACAAACGAGGCACCCUGGCCACUAUUAUUCGUCAGCCUAAAGUAGCCUUCAGAGACUUUGCACCAAGUCAUUCCUCUGGAGGACAUGAGCUACUUACUGACGUCGUAAAGAGAGCAUUGCAGUGGACAGCGGAGAAUGACGUCUCCAUUCUUAAUGUUCAGGUCCUGCCACUAAGAGCCGGAGAAAGCAGCACUGCAUCCUCCACAUGGUUAUUAGAAAGUCCAGGUCAUAUCCCUAACAAAUUCACUUCUUUCGUUCGUGUUGUGUAUGUGACCUCCCCAGAUGUCAAUGAUCCUCUGCUGGAGAGUACCACAGUGGAAGUUGUCCAUCAAGACGACAAUGAAAAUGAAAACACUGCUGGUGAUGAAGAGAACAAUGAUCCUACAGAAACUACAGAAGUAAAUGGUGAUACCGAAAAGAGUGAACCUACGGCGACCAAUGAAACUGAAGGUUCAGGUGUGUUAAUUGAAGAUGUUGCUAGUGUGCCUGGAAUGGUCACUCCAAGGGAAUCAAGCUUGGACUUGGAUAGUUCCAGCCCUUUGCAUGGUAAAGUAUUCACUCCCAGGGUAACUGAACCAGGUGGUUUCUGUAAAAAGGCAGAAUGGGAAACUUUGAAUAUGACUGUAGACAGAAUAAAUUCUUGGACAGCAGCUUCACAGGGAAAUAUAUUGACAAUUCAUACUCAAUAUGUUUAUUGUAAAGAUGAUGAUGUAGAUCCUCAAGAUACUCGAUGGGCAAAGCACAUGACUGGAGGCCGCCAAGUGGGUGUGUUCUGGAUUGUAGUUGUUGAUGGCAGACCACCCACCGCUCUUCCACCCAAUUCAUCAUCACGGAAAUCAAAGUGUGCCAUUAUGUAGCUGAAAGAAUGAGAAAUUAACAAUACAUUUUUAAUUUUUUUUGUAAUUCAACAUACUGUAGUAGCCGUACAUUUUACUUUAGGUGGAAAUCAGUGUAAAUAUAUUUAAUCAGGAGGAAGCAUCUCUACACAAUCUACCAUCAUUAGUUCUAGCAAUUAUAAUUUAUGUACAUGGGAUGUAUAAUUAAGAUUUAGAUAAUCUAUAUGAUGUGAACAAGUUAACUGUAACCUAUAUUUUCCUAUUCCUUGGAUGUAAAUACUGUACUCAUGGUAUUCAUAAUUCCUUGGCAAUAAGUAAAAGAUUUUCUCCCUAUUGCCUCAUUACUGCUUGAACUGACAAACAUAUAUAUAUAUAUAUAUAUAUACUAUAUACCGUACAUAUUAACAUGUUGUAUAUUAAAUGUUAAAUAACAAAUUGUUUAGUGUUACUGUUGAAGACAUCCUAUUUGAUCAUAUCAGAAACUUCAAGAACUUUAUAGUACUUUUAUCAAUAUUUUUAGCCUUUUACUACUAUCGUCUGUUAAGCAGUACUUUUAUAUCAUACACAAUGUACUAUAUUGGACUUUGAAACAUAAAAUGUUCACUAUGUGGUAGAGUGGAAAAACAGUGAGUAUUAUUGUAAAGAAAUGUAAAGUUAUUUUUGAAGCUCUGUAGUAUACUACAAUUGACCUUAUAAACAAUUAGUUUACAAAGAAAAAAUUUCCAACUUUUCAUACAAUACUUUUCUUGUAAACAAACACAUCUCACAUGAACUCUAAUUAUUAUUGUAAAUGUUUCACAUCAGUGCAAUACGUAAUUGUAUUUAAAGUGGGUUACUCUAUUCAGUAAUCCUAACAUUACAUAUGAAUGGCAGUAUUAUCCCACUCGUGAGUUUGUUUUAAAUGUGUAGUUUUUUCAAACAGACUAUCAAGUAAGAAUUUGCUCUAUGUAUGAAUAUAGCAAGUGUAUAUUUUACUGAAAAUUCAUAUGAAUUACCUGUGAAGUGUAAUGUGACAUAAUUUAACCAGCAGUUCUACAUACACUUGUACUUGUUAAUCACUGAGUGUUCUUGGCAGAAAUUUAUGGCUGCCAAAACAAAGGUCUUUUUCCUAUCUUUUCUCUUUCUGAAGCUUCAUUAAUAUAAGGUAAGCCUUAGCACACCAUGACACUAGGUAUCUACCAAGAUGUUCUGGUCCUUAAGUGGUAUCAAUUUUAGCUGGAACUGCAAUAGCUGGGUCAAAUAACCCAAUUUAGUAGAAUUGUACCUAAAACAAAUGUAAAUGUACAGUAUUUUUAUAUGUUAGUACGACUAUUUGUGUAAAUAGUCAAGAUUCCAAGUUACAAAACA
Messenger RNA from Macrobrachium nipponense, 3279 nucleotides. RefSeq lists its product as uncharacterized. The coding region runs from base 457 to 1953 and encodes 498 amino acids. Lineage: Eukaryota; Metazoa; Arthropoda; Malacostraca; Decapoda; Palaemonidae. The record is from RefSeq and is a predicted model, not a curated record. The transcript is spliced from 11 exons.